AUGGCUUGCUUAACAUUUGCUGAUAUGGUAAGUCAGUGGAAUGGUGAUAUAUUUGGCAUUUUGGCAUGUUUUGCUGCAAUAUUUGCAUUCGCAUAUUGGAUGAAAUUAACACGAUGGCUUGCGGCAAAGUUGAAACCUUUGUUACCGCUCGGAAGUCGUCGUAAUGCAAUAAAUUCGCGAGCUGAAACUUUGGCUUUGGAGGUGAGGCAAAUGAAAUCCGAUUUGGAUGCGCUCUCACCAACGGCUCAGUUUGCUGCCUAUUUUAAGAAAGAACGAAGCUUAAAACAGAGAGUAGCUGAACUGAAUGCUUUAACUAUGGAAUGUGAGAAAAGUUCCGGCAUAUCAUCCACACUGUUAUUGAUUGUUAGUGGAAUACUCGUGCAGUUGAUAGCUGUUUUGCUGAUGUUUUAUUCUCGUAAUGUUAUAGUUGGAUAUAUUAAUUCCACAUAUUUUUGGCCAUUCAACUUUUUGCUCUAUAUCCCUAAUUUUUCUGCACCGAUGAAUGGUAAUGCUGAAGGGACGCCCGUGACUCUUUUUGCAUUUCUGUCACUUGUAACAUUUUUUUGGCAGAAUGCAUUCUCAAAAGCGGGCAGUGGCAUGAAAAUGAAGAUAUUAUGA
Cercopithifilaria johnstoni is the source of this 618-nucleotide messenger RNA. The record is from the annotation of a GenBank genome assembly. Lineage: Eukaryota; Metazoa; Nematoda; Chromadorea; Rhabditida; Onchocercidae.